UAAUUCAAUAAUUCGAACGGGCGAGACGUAGGAUUUCAUAUCCUCUGCGGUGAUCGUAAAGGUCUUGGAGAACCUGAAGAGAGCGAAAAAAACAUGCCGGCCGCCUCGUCGAUUUACUGGGACUCCGUAGACUCGCAGCGAUCCUCCGGAAGCUCCGCGGAUGCUUCCGGAAGCGGUAGACAUUACGUCGACCCUUGGGACCUGGAGAACUACGCGUACCUGAGGAGACACAGCGUCGCGACGCCCGUUCAAUCGACGCCGGUCGCGCCUCGACAUCGACAUCGACCCUCGUUAAGCGCGAGAACAGAGUCCGAGUACAGCUUCCUGCAGUCGAAGGCCAGGGAGCCGGGGUACAACGCACCUGCGACUGUCGAGGAGAUUCAUCUGGGAGUCUCCAGACAGAGCGCGCAUUAUUGCUAUCAGCCUAUCUACGAGGACGACUCGCCGAAUUACGCGACCUCGCCUCCUCUCUAUGCGCCUCUCUUCGCCGAUCUCGAGGCAGAAAACGAGAGCGGCGAAGAUCAGCGGACGAAGGAGAUGCUGCGCCUCAGGAGCAAGUUGACUAGGGUCAGGGAUCGCCAUGGGCCCAGGGAAGAAUGCAUUUACCACGGUUGUCCAGUCCUGGGCCCUUCGGAAGAUCUCCAGCCUCCAAAGACCGUAAGAGAUGAGGUAUCCAGGUUCACCGAUGUGGUACCUCCUUCUCAUCUGGGACUGAACACCUAUGGCCACCUUAAAAUCGAUUAUACGAACAGCUGGAACUCGUUGCACAGGAAGAUAUACAAGUGACCGGAGGAAGAAAUCUAUAAUCGU
Molecule: messenger RNA, 810 nt
Organism: Orussus abietinus
Lineage: Eukaryota; Metazoa; Arthropoda; Insecta; Hymenoptera; Orussidae
Exons: 4
Coding region: 94-786 (230 amino acids)
Source: RefSeq, a predicted model, not a curated record